UGUCACUCGCCAUGUUAUCACCUGGUUUCUGUCAAAAUUAACAAGACAUGUAUUUUUAAUUAAUAACAUUAGAGAAAAAACACUCAAAGAUCAUGAUUGCAUCAUCUAAACACUUCGCUCUUUAUUCUUCAAUCCCAUAUGACGUCAUAAAACGUGUCUGCCGAACACGAGUUGAAACAGACAUCUCGAACUGACGAAAAAUAUUUCGAAUUUUAUAAUCAGUCAGUGUGUGGUCGGCUGCGGGGGAGAGCGCGCGUAUUUUUUAAACAUGAAGUCUUUAGCGAUCUUUGAUUUCGAUCGUACUAUCGUUGAUGAUGAUUCGGACGCGACUAUAAUAAAUAGAUUGAAAGAAAAACAGCCUCCGCCCGAGUGGGAGGCUGGCAAUCAUGAUUGGACACCGUACAUGAGCAAUGUAUUCGAGCAUGCAUAUUCAGCUGGGAUGAACUCUGAAGAAAUACUGUCAAGUAUUGAGAGUAUGAAACCUAUCAAUGGUGCUGAAAAGCUGAUCACAACACUAGCGGCCGAGGGAUGGGACAUCAUCAUCAUAUCUGACGCCAACACAGUCUUUAUUAACCACUGGCUUAAGACCCACGGUUUGAUGGAUUGCAUCACAGCCAUCUUCACGAACGGCGCCUUCUGGCAAUCAGGCCGCCUUUUCAUCAAGCCGUGCAUGAACCAGACCACUUGCCCCCGCUGCCCGUCCAACCUCUGCAAGAAGAAGGCUCUUACUAAGUGGUUGAGCUGCCACACUUACGCCAGCUUUGCGUAUUGUGGUGACGGUAGGAACGACUUUUGUCCGUCAACUGCGAUACCUGCUAAUGGUAUAGUCUUACCCCGCUACGGGUACCCCUUAAACAGCCUUAUAGAGAAGGACAAGUCAUCAGCUGAGCCCCUCAUCAAAGCAAAAGUGUGUCCCUGGGUCACCCACCACGACAUUCUGUCCGCCUUAUUCCCAGAGAAAUGUCCGCCUCAAAUAAACUAAGAUCAUAUAGCAGACAAUUCAACUCAUCUUUGAGUGAAGCCAUGUGUGGGUCAUCAUCAUCAUCAACAAUUCUUCCCACUGCUGGGCAUAGUCGUGGCUGAGCUGUGGAUCGAUUACAGGCUAAGCUACACUUGAUACGGUCGGUCCAUGGAUGGUUGACCAUCUGUGUCAUAACUAGUUCCUGUGUGUUUCGGAGGGCACGUUGAAUUGUGGGUCCCGGCUGUUAUUUAUACAUCUUUGACAGUCGCUACGUGUAGUUAGAAGCUAGAGUCC
Molecule: messenger RNA, 1255 nt
Organism: Trichoplusia ni (cabbage looper)
Lineage: Eukaryota; Metazoa; Arthropoda; Insecta; Lepidoptera; Noctuidae
Product: pyridoxal phosphate phosphatase PHOSPHO2-like
Exons: 4
Coding region: 269-982 (237 amino acids)
Molecular function (GO): phosphatase activity
Source: RefSeq, a predicted model, not a curated record